AAAUAUGGCAUCAGUGCGAGCGAGUUACUCUGGCGAAAACCACACAUAAUAACCGAAAAUCCUAUAAUUUUUUUUGUUUUGUAAUUAAUUAAUGAAAAGUAAAAGUUCAACAUUUAAAUUUAAUUUGAACAUAAAAUUGUAUUAUUCAAAAAAAAAUGCUUAUAAUUUAGCAAAAGUGAAAAAUUUCUAGUGAACUCAAGUGCAAAAGAACUACAUACGUUUAUAUGUAUAUAAAUGUAUAUGUUUAAUUUGUUGAAAAAAUACAAAUAGAACAUUGAAAGAACAAAAGUCAAAAAUAAUACACGUAUACAAAUCUCCAAACGGCUCACUCGUGCGGUUAAUAUGUUUCGUGUCUCGCAGGAGAUUCGGUUGAAUACAAGCAGCAACGCUGAAGUGACACGCUACUCCAAUACCACGAACGCCGAUAGUGAAAAUGAUUGUAUUUUUGGAAAAUACCAAAGAACCCCAGACGCGGAUGCCUAUCCAACGGAAAACCCGCUGGUACUCGUUGCACCGGAACUAACGGAUCCCAGUAAAGUUCAGCUGCUACACUUCCCGAAUGGUGCGUUGCGUAUAAACUCAGAAAUCGAUUUCACAAUCAAGCGUAAUGGCGUAAAGGGUAACUUUGAAGUGAAGGUCGAAAGCCCCGCCGGCAUGAAUAUUGUCACACCCUUACAAAUCGUUGACCCAGAACGUUUAAGAGUGAACUUUUGUCUGAAAGAGGCAGGCCUCUAUAAAGUUCAUAUUAAAUGUAAUUCCGUGCCUUUACCCAAAUCACCUUUCAUCAUAAUAUCCAUUUGUGGUGAGCCAGAGAGCAAUGUCCGCAAAAUGGAAUUGCCCAUAUUCAAAUCCGAUGCCAGUUGUGUGACCCACCGCGGUCUUGGCCUAACACACAUUUCACUCGACGAAAAGAACGAAUUUACCGUUGAUGGGUCGGCGGCGGGUAAUAAUAUGCUCUUUGUUGGUAUAUUCGGGCCGAAAGGACAAUGUGAUGAGGUGGUCAUUAAGCAUACGGGAAAUAAUGUUUACAAAAUAACAUAUGAAGUGCGUGACUCGGGCGAUUAUCUGCUGGUAGCGAAAUGGGGUGACGAACAUAUACCCGGUUCGCCUUUCCAAUUAAGUGCCAUGUAAACGGAAGGAGAUAUACACAUUUAAUCCUUCAUUAAAUUGCGAGUAUUUUCCAUAUUUCAUUAGGACCUUCAUAAUAUCCUAUCGUACUUAAUUUAAUAUUAAUAAAUAAAUAAAAACUAUAAUUAACGGAAAA
Ceratitis capitata (Mediterranean fruit fly) is the source of this 1264-nucleotide messenger RNA. RefSeq names its product filamin-A. Gene Ontology annotation, molecular function: actin filament binding. The transcript is spliced from 4 exons. Gene Ontology annotation, biological process: actin cytoskeleton organization. The record is from RefSeq and is a predicted model, not a curated record. The coding region runs from base 343 to 1131 and encodes 262 amino acids. Lineage: Eukaryota; Metazoa; Arthropoda; Insecta; Diptera; Tephritidae.